This is a messenger RNA of Poecilia latipinna (sailfin molly), 2347 nucleotides long. It is a transcript of the gene btbd17b, whose product is annotated as BTB (POZ) domain containing 17b. The record is from RefSeq and is a predicted model, not a curated record. Bases 201 to 1655 code for a protein of 484 amino acids. Gene Ontology annotation, molecular function: protein binding. NCBI's taxonomy places the organism in Eukaryota, Metazoa, Chordata, Actinopteri, Cyprinodontiformes, Poeciliidae. The transcript has 3 exons.
AUCAAUGGAGUCCGCGGGGUUGUGAGAGAUGCGCCAGGGGAAAGGCCAGCGUCCUACAUAAAGAGUGCAGGACAGGGAGCUGGGCAACACACCAGGCAGCACACCUUUUUGCGCAGAUUCAGCCGGUAGGAGAGUGGCGCCGAGAAAGAGAGGAGAGGGGAAAGGACAAAGAAGCAGAGGCAGUGAAUAACUAGAAAGAGAUGGAGCGCUCAUAUGAACACAAGACUCCUUGCUGGGUUUAUGUAGGCACUCUGCUCUUCUUCUUCCACUUCCACUCAGUCACUGUCAGCGGAGCUCCCCUGAAGCAAGAGGCAGCACUGGACAACGGUGCCACAGUGCUGAAUCACUCCAUGCAUUUGGUGCAUCGCAUGGAGAACUUGCUGACCUUGGGAAACAGUAGUGAUGUUAGCCUGCGGGUGCAAACCAUGAACACUGAUGAGGUGAAGGUGAUCCAAGCCCAUAGUCUGGUCCUUACCCUGCAGAGCGACGUGUUUGAGGAGCUGUUGCUCAGCCGGAACAACAGUGCGCUGGUGUUAAUUGAAACACCAGAGUGUGCAGCUGUCUUUGACAAGUUUGUCAGAUAUUUGUACUGCGGUGACAUCUCACUCCGGCUCGAUCAAGCCAUAUCCCUGCAUAAGUUGGCAAGCAAGUACCGUGUGUGGGGCUUGCAGCAAGGCCUGACCCAAUAUAUGACUCAACAUCUUUCCAGUGAUUCGCCCACAGGCCACGUGAUUAGCUGGUACAACUAUGCGCUACAAAUUGGGGACGCAACCCUGCGGGACAGCUGUCUGCAGUACCUGUCCUGGAAUCUGUCCUCUGUGCUGCAGAGUGGAGAAUGGGGCUCCAUCAGUGAAGACCUGCUCCUGUCCUUGCUCCAGCGCUCCGACCUCAUUCUGCAGAGUGAGCUGGAGCUCUAUGAGGCGCUGGAGUCCUGGAUCAACCAGAACCAGCCAGUCAGCUCAACAAUAGAGACUGCCCUGAGAGCUGUUCGGUACGGCAUGAUCCCUCCUCAACAUCUCUUCCGUCUUCAGAGGCAUUCACCCCUCAUGGUGAAGUAUUAUGAGGCCAUCCGUGAUCUCCUCUAUCUAGCUUUCCAGUUCCACUCUGCAUCACCGAUUCAACUAGCCAAGUACUUUGACGUCAACUGCAGUAUCUUCACUCCCCGUAACUACUUGUCCUCAUCUUGGGGUUCUCCUUGGAUCAUCAACAAUCCCACCCGUGACGACCGUAGUUUCAGCUUCCAGACCCAACUUGGGCCCAGCGGCCAUGACUCCAGCAAGAGAGUAACGUGGAAUGCCCUGUUCUCCCCUCGCUGGCUCCCACUCAGUGCCAGGUCUACCUACACUGAGCUGGGCGCCAUGCAGCCCACUCGCACAGAGGGAGGUCGACCUCGCAUCAUCGUAACGCCGGCCACCUCCAGCCCCGACUUUGCUGGAGUGAGUUUCCAGAAAACGGUCAUUGUGAUGGCCAAGCAACAAGGAAAAGUGAUUGUCCGCCAUGUGUACAACUUUCACCAAAGUACAGAGGAGGCUGGGGAUUUCUUAGUGGAUGCUGACCUGCAACGCCGUGCAUCAGAGUACCUAAUUGACAGCUCCCUCUAUCUGCACGUUGUGAUCAAACCUCUCUACCAUAGCUUGCUUGUUGCCAGGAAAUAAAAACAGGAAUUUUUUUUGUGAUCUCACCCAACCCUGAUCUGCCCACACAAUCACAUGCACAUGUUCCAAAGCACACUCAUAUCACAGUAUGUGUAUGUGUCAGCUCCAUAAAUUCACACUGUAACAUUGUUUCAUUCUUUUGUCUUCCAGUUGAAUAGCAAAAAGUUAAAAGUUAAGCUGCAAUACAAACUGUCAUUAUCACCGUUAUUAUUAAGAGCAACAUGGAACAUAGGUUGUUGUAUUUCUUGAGGUAUUUCAGUAAGUAAUAGUUUUUCCUUGAAUUAAUGAAUCUGUGUGAUGUUUGAAUAGGCCAUAUACGGUAUGUAUUUUGCUUUGAAAAAACAAAAUAACAUUCACUGUUACAUUUAUGGAUUUUUAUUUUCUUUGCUGUCAAAUAUAGAUUUGUAGUUCAUGGCAGAUAUAUUGUACAUUAAUUUAUGCUCCACUUUGAAUUUUAGAUAUCAAAAUGUUUUCUAGGGUUUUAAUGUGAUCUAGUUUGUCUUAAAAGACUGAAAAUGUAUGAUUGCUGAACAGACUUUUUUUUCCCUUUCACAUUACUUGUUGACUUAGUUACUUUGCAUUUUUAACAUGUGUUUUCUUUAGUUUUUUGAAAACCCAAGCAGUAUGUGAUAAUGAAAGAAAAAUAAAAAAGGUAUAUAGCCUCAUAAAGGACAAUAAAAUGUUAAAUUCUA